Fusarium pseudograminearum CS3096 is the source of this 1404-nucleotide messenger RNA. RefSeq lists its product as uncharacterized. The transcript is spliced from 2 exons. Gene Ontology annotation, cellular component: fungal-type vacuole membrane. Gene Ontology annotation, biological process: transmembrane transport. Bases 1 to 1404 code for a protein of 467 amino acids. Lineage: Eukaryota; Fungi; Ascomycota; Sordariomycetes; Hypocreales; Nectriaceae. Gene Ontology annotation, molecular function: transmembrane transporter activity. The record is from RefSeq and is a predicted model, not a curated record.
AUGGCCGGAUGGAAACCCGCAAGAGGCCUUCUCUCUUCCAUUGGCGCCGAUACCCUAUGGCAAUCUAGCCGGGACCUGAAGAUCCUGAUACUACUGCGCUUCAUCCGUCUGCUAGGCUAUGGUGGCACCACCCUUAUCCUGGCGCUAUAUCUCAAUGCGCUGGGCUUCCAAGAUAACCAGAUUGGACUUUUCAUGACGCUGACGCUCGUGGGAGACCUUGCUAUUAGCUUUGUCCUCACUUGGGUCGGCGAUCGUGUUGGUGUCCGGUGGACUGCUGCCGUGGGCGCAUUGCUGAUGUGUGUUGGUGGCGUUGCGUUUGCGUAUUUGGAGAAUUUCUGGCUGUUGUUGCUUGCGAGCAUUGUAGCAGUCAUCAAUCCGAGCGCCAACGAAAUUGAUCCCUUCAAAGCAAUUGAAGAAUCAGCAAUCGCUCGUCUGAGCACGUCUCACACAUGCAACGAAAUGUUUGCCUGGUGGUCCAUGCUAGGCAUGUUUGGCACCGCCGCGAGCAACCUCCUCACCGGUUGGGUCAUCAACGCCCUGGAAGAUGCGGGUCUGGAAAAGGUCUCGUGUCACCGCGUGGUGUUUCUCGCUUAUGCUGCCAUUGGACUUGUCAAGUUGAUAUGCUCUCUAUUUCUGAGCGCAGACGUUGAGCAGGUUGUUGAACAAAAGGAGCAUUGUCCUACGCCCCCCUCCGGAUUUCACCCUGUGGAGAGCGACGAGGAGGAAGAUGCGCCGCUUUUGACGGAGAAUAUUCCCAAUUAUGGCGGUGUUGUCAAUGAUUUGGAUAAUCCUGAGUCUCAGGCAAAGGUUAUUGCUGAUGUGCAGGAGAAACGUCUCUUUACUCCCGAGUCGUUCGAUUUUAUGUGGAAGCUUUCUAUCGCCAUGGGUUUGGACUUUGUUGGCUCUGGUCUUGCGCAGAUUUCCUGGAUGAUUUAUUUCUUCAAGCGCGAGUACGAUAUGCCUGAGGGUGCUUUGGGAUCUGCAACUUUUACAGCGGGCAUCAUUUCGUCGGUUCUCAACCUCGCUUCCUCCCCUCUUUCACGCGCCAUCGGCCAAGUCCAAACCAUGGUGCUAUGCCACACCAUAAACUCUGCAUCAUUACUUAUGGUCAGUGUCCCCGGCAACAAAUACGUCGCGCUCGUUAUUUUUAUUUUCCGCAUCGUUACUCGAGAAAUCGAUAACGCGCCUCGACAGGCUUUCAUCUCCGCAGGCGUUUUGGACCACGAGCGUACUUCGGCCAUGGGUGUUGUGAAUAUCGUCAAGACAAUAGGAAGUUGUCUGGGAUUAUACGUCACUGGACUGUUUGCUGGGCUGGACCAGUUUUGGCUUGCAUUUAUUGUUGCAGGCGCUUUGAAGCUAUCGUAUAAUGUUUUGAUCCUUGUGUUUUUCUGGAAGAGGCGUUGA